Aspergillus calidoustus is the source of this 1632-nucleotide messenger RNA. The record is from the annotation of a GenBank genome assembly. Lineage: Eukaryota; Fungi; Ascomycota; Eurotiomycetes; Eurotiales; Aspergillaceae.
AUGGAUCGUCUUCAACGACUCCCCACAGAACUGCUAUCGCGCAUUGUAUCUCUGGUCCUCGAGAGCGCCUGGGGCGCGGGAGACGAACCACCCAGUGAUCGCCCGUGGCCAGAGGAACGACGAGCUCUCUACAAUUUAUGCCUGGUUUCCAGACAGUUGCGAGCCGUGGCUCAGCCUUUCAUGUUUCGUUAUCUAGAAGUUUCUGAUCGCGAGGAUGCGUACCCUGAUGGCGGGCUCGUGCAGACCCACAUUCAACUUCUCAUGCGUUUCACCAUCGCCCUGUGCCUAAACCCUGAACUCGGAAAACACGUCAGAUUCGUUGAGCUGGACAGCUUCGCCAAACCAGCUCCAAGAAACACCACAGCCCUCGGUUCCGACUUUCACACGGUCCUUGGGCCCGCCCUCGGUGAGCUCCCUUUGCACGACAGGGAAAGGCAGAGCUGGAGGUACGCGCUCAGGCAAUGUGACCUAUCCAUUCCAAUGGCCCUGAUUGCCAUCAAAGCCCCCAACCUGCGCGUAGUUCGCUUCAACCACGGCCACGGGAUCUUGGAGCGAUUGUCGACCCUGCGAGAGUCUUGUCCGUCACUAUUAUCAAGACUUGAGCAGCUGCACCUCACCCUUUCUGAUCACACAGAGACCGGGUACAACAUUGCACAAUACACCCCUCUGCUAACUCUGCCGUCUCUCAGAGAGUUCAGCUUCGAAGAUGCCGACCUUUAUGGUAAAAACUGUCCGUCCGCCUGGAAGCCGGGAACCUUGGAGACUCAAGAUAUUGAUCUUGCUCACUGCCAUUGCGAUGCUUCUGGUGUUGAGAAACUCCUCAGGGCGUGUAAAAAGGUUACAGGGUUUACCUUCCAGACCCUGGCAUCUCAUGCCGAUUCAUUCAAUCCCCGCGGACGUGGCCCCUACGAGCCGAAUGCCGGUAAUAUACACGCAGCUCUGCUCCCACACAAAGAAACAUUGCAGUUUUUGCAACUCGAUCUGUGGCGUAAAGCCACUCUCCUUGUGUCGAUAGAGGGAUAUCAGACAUUCUGUUCUAGCAGGGUCAAGCUGCCUUCCCUGCGGGACUUUCCUCUCCUUGAAUUCGUCGAGAUACAACAUGCACUGCUUCCAGAAGCUCCGCAGUUUUCCCCGGCGCUAAAACUCCUCCAUAUCACAGACUGCAACUCCUCUAUCCGGAACAUGGUCGCCAACAUCGCCGCCGACUGUAAGAAUGGCCGCUAUCCCAAGUUUGAGCGCUUUCGCGUCUCAGCCCUUGACAUCACCCGGCCCAUUAAACUCCCCGGGCAGCGUAUUCCCCAAGGCCAGACGCCGGAGCAGUGCUUUCGCAGCCUGAGCGCGGUAUUUGAGGGGACGUCGGUGGAUUUCCAAAUCGUUCCCCAUGCUGUCGAGUUGGAUGAUGGCGACACCGUCUUUACCUCGGACUCUGACUCUGACUCUGACUCUGAGUAUGACAACGAUGGCGAUUUCGAGGAAGAAUUCCCAUACCCUUUCAUCAAUGCGGCUGGUCCUGAUAUUCCGGCCAUGACGAUGAUGAUGCAGCAGGCAAUGCAGGACCCGGCGCUUGCUGCGGCGCUUACGGCAUUUGAUGGUGAUAGUGAUCAUUCGUGGGAGACCGCGGAUGAGCUCUAG